Molecule: messenger RNA, 3442 nt
Organism: Porites evermanni
Lineage: Eukaryota; Metazoa; Cnidaria; Anthozoa; Scleractinia; Poritidae
Source: the annotation of a GenBank genome assembly
CUGCUGGAUUUAAGGACCAUCGACUCAAUGAAGAAAAUAUCGGCGAUCGCGGCGUCUAAACUCAUUCAUUGUUUACACUGUAUUAGUUCCAUUCGGCUGGGUUAAUAAUACUUUGAAGUGAAGGUUUACUUUACGAUCAUUGUCCUCUAGUAUGACUUUGUCGUUUAAUGUCAAGGAGAACCGGAAAUGUGAUUCUUCGCUACAAGAACCUUGCUUGGCACAAAACUUUGAGGAUGAAAGCAAAAGCUCGAAAAAUCAUUUGAAAGAGAAUGGUGAGUCCUUUUCCUUCUUGUUUUUUUAAACGUUGUGUUUUAAGUACUGCUCAGAAAAGAGACUAAGCACAUCAAUAGCUGCACUUUUUUCAAACUUUUCAUUAAAGUCAGCUGUUUGAAGCAGUAAUCAGAAAACUGGGACAUAGGAACGGAAUUUUUAAUCUCCUCGUCUCCUCGUCAAGAAAAAGCUAUGAUGGUUGUGAAAAUCACACUGAUCUUAUGCAAUCAAAUGUUCAUUAUUGCCUUAUAUUUUGAACAAGUUUUACUUUUUUUCAGUAAGCUUAAGAAGAAUGCCGUCAAAUUAGUUUGAGAUUUUUCCCAAGUUACUUGGCUGUGACACUAUCUAUCUAUGUUACCUUUAAUCCUCAACUCAAAGCCAGAAUAACGUCAUAUAAAGCCCAAUUCUCUGGUACCCCUAACCUAACUGUGACAUAGCUGCCGGUUUCCCUAACCUCUCUCAUGCUGUUCUGAUGUACAAGAACAGAAGUUGCUGGCAAUGUAAGACAUCACAGUCUUAAUGACCAACAAGUCUGCGAAAUUGACUUGAGUUCAACUCCACAGGCUUGUUAGUAAAGACUGUGAUGGCUGUCGUUGUGGCAGCAUAUACCCUGAUAUCAGAGCAGUAUUCCAGGCAGUAAUGAUGGCUUAAUGUUGCUAUAUUUGCUAGAAAGUUACCUCUGUCAUUGGAUUCCAAAGCUUGAUCUCCAUACAUUUCCUUAAGAAUUAGUUCAUAGAAUUUUAUAUAAGAUCAAAGCAUUUUUUCUUUAGGUGAUCAUUUAUUCUCAUAACCAUUUGUCUUGUUUAUCAUAGUUAGUAGAGCCUAACUAUGUGUUUACGUAUCGAUUCUGGAAGAAAAUUGAUGCUGGUCACUCAUGGGAUUUAAAGGGUUANUUUCCUUAAGAAUUAGUUCAUAGAAUUUUAUAUAAGAUCAAAGCAUUUUUUCUUUAGGUGAUCAUUUAUUCUCAUAACCAUUUGUCUUGUUUAUCAUAGUUAGUAGAGCCUAACUAUGUGUUUACGUAUCGAUUCUGGAAGAAAAUUGAUGCUGGUCACUCAUGGGAUUUAAAGGGUUAAUACAAGCUUCGAAGUCAAAAAUACUUUUUUUCUCUACCAUUACUUACCCUUGCUUUGUUUUUUUUUUCUCAGACAAUGUACCAUUCACAUCAUCUGCUACAUUCAGGACCAUCAUCUUUUUGGUUCUCACCCUUCAAGCCACAUGUUACUUCUCACUUCUCCGUUAUUCCAGAACAAGAACAAACAAGAUGUACUUUGCUUCCACUGCUGUUUUCUUAGCAGAAGUUAUAAAACUUAUGGUUACUUUGCUUAUAAUAUUUAUCCAAAGAGGAAAUCGCAAAGAUUUCACAUCAUUCCUUGUUGAUAAUCUUCUCACAAGCCCACUGGAUACGCUCAAGCUGUCAGUUCCCUCGGUGCUCUACAUUAUACAAAAUAAUCUGGUUUAUAUAGGCAUGACUCAUCUAGAGUCAACAACAUUUCAGGUAUGUACAUAGAUCUGGGUUUUGUGAGCCUCAUUUACUCUGGUUACCCCGGUAUUAGUCCAAUAGUCGUGUUUGUCAGAACGCAUCCUUAUCUGGUGUUCUUGUGGCACAAAGGCAAAAAUUUUUAAGCUAUCAAGGGCAACUGUCGAUAAGCCACCCCUAUUUUAUCAGACGCCACAGUGAACUGGACUCCUUUGGACUUCAACAGGCAAGAUAACAGGACAAACACGGAUCCAUAAUCAAUGAUUGUUACUAAAUAAAGACUAUUUCAGAUCUAUAAUGGAUAAUUUGAGAAGCUAUUUCAAACCCUCAACAUGUUGUUUCAUCUGAUACCCAAUAAGUUGGUAUUAGAAAACUCAGCUGCUGCCCCAAUGUUUUUAAACCCACCUCUUGGUGUCUGGAUAUCAGAUGAAAACACUGCAUCCUGUGUUUAAUAUAGUACUGAAAUAAAAUUAGGAGCUGUAGGUUGUAGGUAGGAAAUAGAAAUCUCCUAAAGAAGUGCACCUUGAGUGAGUUUAAAAAACACUUAAAAAAAUAUGCCACAGCUAAGGUUACUGAUGCCUACAGAAAAAGAUCUGAAAUACAUGAAUAAAAAUUGGACAUAACGGCGUAUGUCCUUUGUCUGAGCCCUGUCGAACUCUUUGUUUUGACAACAGACUUUUUACAAGAAGUCAAAGAAAAGAUUUAUGCAACUGGCUUGUUAGUUAAUGCACACUGUAUUUUUUCGGAAGGGACAAGUUAACAGAAGGCUCCUGAGGUGCCCUUGCACCCCCCAUUUUUUACCCCAGAUGUCCCUUCUCUCAUCCCACAUACCCCUUCUUCACCUCUGAUCAUACUGUUUGUGCCGCCGUUCAGACACCCCUUCCUCUCUUGAGCCAUUUUUUAAAGUCUACUCAACUAAACUUGCUAGAGAUAAUUGCAUGAGAUCUGAAGGUGUACAGCAACAAUAAAUAAUUUUUGUUAUCUAUUUCACCUGAUGAUAUGAUAACUGCUCCUUGCACUAAACUGUACUAUGAGAAUGCACUCAGUUGUCUCCUUUAUUUUCAGAUCACAAACCAACUGAAAAUUAUUAGCACUGCAGUCUUCUCCAUUGCUUUAUUAAACAGACAGUUAACAAGAUCAAAGUGGAUUUCCUUGGUUCUCCUUUCUAUUGGUGUCACAUUGGUUCAGAUUGACUCCCAUACAUCUGUGCAACCCAAUAUACUGCUAAACACUGAUGACGAAUAUGAUCAUAGAAAUGGACAGUCUUCAAUCCUGGGACUAAUGUCGGUUCUUACAGCCUCAUUAGUAUCUGGAUUUGCCGGUGUUUAUAUGGAGAAAAUAUUUAAAAGACAAAGGCAGACCUCAUUUUGGGUUUCAAAUGCACAGCUCUACACCUUUGGUAGUCUUCUAAGCUUUAUUGGAGUUGUUUAUCAAGAUUGGGCUGAUAUUACAAAGAUGGGUUUCUUUCAUGGCUAUGAUUUUGUCGUAUUGUUGGUGGUGUUGUUUGCUUCUGCUGGUGGUAUUAUUGUUUCGCUGAUUUUGAAGUAUGCUUCAUGUAUAACAAAAGGAUUUGCAACAUCCUGUGCAAUUGUUCUUUCAAGUGUAGUAUCAGUCUAUGCGUUCAGUUUUGUUCCUAGUAUUUUAUUUGUUGCAGGAGCUGUGUGUGUUGUUGUGGCAGUGUUAAUGUAUAGUUAG